AUGGGAACGAAGCGGCGACAGCGGUUGGUCCGUCGCACGGGCGCGGGCAGUGCGCCUGAGUGGGUGUCUCGCGUUGCAGAUGCAUGGGGCGGGCGGGCGGCUGCAGUGCGACGAGUGGGCGGCGGCGCGCGCGGUAGAGUGCCGGCCACAUGCGCCCGCGCCAUGUGGCGCGUGCUGCUGGCCCUGGGGGCCGCGUGCGCCACCGCGCGCGCUUCGCAAGACGUGGUCCUCUCCUUCAGCGACCCUGUGACGGCGCCCUAUUCAUUCUUCAAUCAUCUGGCCGUCGACCGAAACACCGGCCGGGUGUACGUCGGCGCUGUCAACAGAAUCUACCAACUCUCCCCCGACUUGGAAGUCGCUCAGUCGAUCGUUACGGGCCCUGUUAACGACUCUGCCCUCUGUACCUUCGACUGCCCUUCUAAUUAUGUGAAGAAACCUACGGACAAUGUGAAUAAAGCUCUAGUGAUUGACUACGCUACCAGCCGCCUGAUCACGUGUGGUUCGGUGCUGCAAGGGUUGUGUUCUGUACGAAACUUGAAUAAUAUUUCUCACGAUGUGCGCGAAGUGCGUGAGCCAGUUGUGGCGAAUAAUGCAACUGCCUCAACAGUGGCAUUCAUCGCUCCCGGACCUCCAAAUCCUCCGAUGACACAAGUUAUGUAUGUAGGCGUCACCUUUACAGGCAACUCGCCUUAUCGUUCGGAAGUUCCUACAGUAAGCAGUCGCUCUCUCGAAGAUGACCGUCUAUUUAUGAUAGCUAGAACGGCGGUUACGACUGGUACCAGAAUGUUUGUCAAUUCACUAUCUCGCGAACGCUAUCCAAUUAAUUACGUCUACGGUUUCAAUUCGGAAGGAUUCAGUUAUUUUUUGACAACUCAAUUGAGGGGUGUGGGCUCUGACACAUAUUACAGCAAACUAGUCAGAGUCUGUCAUGAUGACGAGAAUUACUAUUCCUAUACUGAAAUUCCAAUGUCAUGUACUGGAGAAGGUGGUGGAAAUUAUGGAUACAACCUGGUUCAAGCAGCGUUUGUGGGUAAAGCCGGUUCCGUUCUAGCUGGAGAGUUAGGGAUAACUGCUCAACAUGACGUGCUGUUCGCUGCUUUUAGUCAGAGUGAAUCAAUCAAUACUAACACUCCUUCUGAUCUGUCUGCACUGUGUGUUUAUUCCCUCAAAGCAAUCCGGCGUAAAUUCAUGCAAAACAUCAAGACCUGCUUCAGUGGUAAUGGUUCUAGGGGCCUAGACUUUAUAUCACCAUCCCACGCUUGCAUUGGAACAAAGCUACAAUCAAUUAGUGAAGAUUUCUGUGGGCUUGAUGUAAAUACGCCCCUGGGAGGUGAACAACCAGUGGAAGCAGUACCUGUUGCAAUAUUCACUAAGAGGCUAACGGCGGUUGCAGCGACCGCUACUGGCGAUUACACCGUUGUGUUUGCUGGCACUGCCCAGGGGCACCUCAAGAAGAUCGUCGUUGAGAGCGCCACUUCCGCGUUUGAGUACGGAGAUAUCGUCGUCGACGAGGGCUCCGCUGUCAACAAGGAUUUGCAUUUCGAUACUCAAUUUAUGCAUUUAUAUGUGAUGACUGAACGUAAAGUGUCUAAAGUGAAAGUUCAAGAGUGUAGCGUUUAUAAAUCAUGCUUAACUUGUCUCGGAGCCAAAGACCCGUAUUGUGGAUGGUGUUCUUUAGAAAAUAAGUGUAGCUUGCGGUCAGACUGUCAAGACGCAGCUAAAGAUCCUUUGUAUUGGAUCUCUUACCGUAGCGGCCGUUGUACAACUAUUACCCAAGUAACACCAAAUCAGUUGCAACGAACGACUGCUAGAACGUUAGAUUUACUUAUAGAAAACUUGCCAACGCUCAAUGGACAAUUCUUGUGUGCAUUUACAGCUCUAGAUCGUACUCUCACUACUAAUGCUACUAGAAAACCUUAUGGCGUUAAUUGUACCACUCCGCGUACCGACACGCUGCCCUCUAUACCCACCGGCCAGCAUCAUUUUACAGCGAAACUGUCGGUUCGAACCACCCAAGGGCCUGAUUUUGUCGCUACUAAUUUUACAUUUUUUGACUGCAACACGUACAGCUCGUGCACGCAAUGCGUAAGUUCCUCAUUUCCUUGCGAUUGGUGUGUCGAUGGACACCGCUGUACACAUGACACAGCUGAAAAUUGUCGAAACGACAUUCUAGUCACCGGUGUUAGUAGAAUCGGUCCCAGUUAUCGCUCAGGACCUGGCUUCUGUCCCACUAUAAAUUCAACGUCUGACGGCACAAACGAGAUUUUAGUUCCAUCCGGUGUAAAGAAAGCUAUAAAAGUUAAAGUCCAUAUAAUAGGUCAAUUUAUCGUUCAGACAAGGUUCGUUUGUCAAUUCAAUAUAGAGGGGCGUGUGACUCAUGUCAACGCUCAACUCCUUGCUGACACAAUUUACUGCGAAGCUGUUGAAUUUACUUACACAUCUCGAGCUCCAAAUAUUACCGCUUCGUUUGCUGUCAUAUGGGGAGGAUCUAAGCCUUUAGAUAAUCCAGAUAAUACUCACAUCUUAAUUUAUCGUUGUAAUGAUAUGGCAGAUAAUUGCGGUAUGUGCCUCGCGCUCCCAGAAAAGUUUGGAUGUGGUUGGUGCCAAGGAUCCGAUAGAUGCGAAGUUCAAGAACAAUGUGGUGUUCCUAGCGUAUGGUUGAACCGUACUCAAACUUGCCCUAAUCCGGAAAUACACUCAUUUAGACCUCAGUUAGGUCCCUGGGACGGCGGUACUAAUAUAACAAUUGAAGGUAUCAACUUAGGUCGCAACAUAUCUGAUAUUUAUAACGGCGUUACGAUUGCAGGUAUCAAAUGUCAACCUAUCAUAGAACUUUAUGUCAAAACAAAACAAAUUGUCUGCACUGUAGACGGACCUGGCGAAGAAGUGCCUCGAGACGGCCCCGUGGUCGUACGCGUUGCGGACUAUCGCGGAGAAUCGAAACAUCACUAUGCGUUCGUAAACCCUAAAAUAAAUUCAAUUCAACCGAAAUACGGUCCCCAAUCUGGAGGUACAAAGUUACGUAUAACAGGCGAAUAUCUCAACGCAGGGAGUAACAUUCAAGCAUUUAUAGAUGACUUGCCAUGCGCUAUACUGUCUGUAUCACAUGAAGAGGCUGUCUGUAGAACUAGUCAUUCAUAUCAAAUUAAAAUGGGUACUUUGCGAAUGCGUUUCGAUAACGGUAUGCGAACACUAGAACGUGAAAAGUUUGAAUAUAUGGAGGAUCCUAUUGUUGUGUCUGUGGAGUCAGGUCCACCUUUGACGACGCAAAGAAAACAACCGAAGGGUAUACCAUCGGGCGGCAUAAGUAUUAAAGUAACCGGUCAAAAUUUCCAUACAAUUCAAUUUCCGCAGAUAUACGUGUAUCACGAUAACCGACCCUAUAUCGCCCCUUGUAACAGGAUUGAUUAUCAGUCGCACCUUAUUUGUGAAUCUCCGGGAAUAGAAAGUGCUGGUCUUGUUCUAGAUCCAGAUAGACCUUUGGAAUUAGAAUACGGUUUUAAUAUGGACGAUGUUCAAAGUGUUCAGAAUCUGACUAGUAAAAGAGGCGAGGCGUUCUUACUUUACCCCGAUCCCGUUUAUGAGAGAUUCGACGAAGACGUAAAGUAUUUUAAGUCUGAAUAUUUAACAAUUAACGGUCAAAAUCUCGAUAGAGCUUGUACUGAGCUUGAUGUGGAAGUUCAUAUAGGGGAUAGUUUAUGUAACGUGACAUCUCUGUCAAGGCACCAAUUGACUUGCCGUCCGCCUUCGCGAGAUGAACUUCCUGACGGCGUAGAUACCCCCGAAGUAGUAGUCAAAGUUGGACGUGCUCUCACGUACAAGAUCGGUAAAUUAUCUUAUUCAUCGCAAGCUGGCCUCCAAGCCGCCAUUGGCAAACCAGCUUUAAUAGGGAUCGGGGUCAGUGCCGGUAUACUCCUUUUGAUAUUUUUCGGAUUUUUAGUUAUGUAUAGGAGAAAAUCAACUGAAAAUAUUAGGGUAUUAAAGAAUAUGCAAGAACAAAUGGAUAUUUUAGAAUUAAGAGUAGCUGCCGAAUGUAAAGAGGCGUUUGCCGAGUUGCAAACAGAAAUGACGGAUUUGACCGGAGAUGUGACAGGCGGUAUACCUUUCUUAGAUUACCGUACGUAUGCUAUGAAAAUAUUGUUCCCUAACAUCGACGACCAUGCCGUCCUGCAAUGGGAGCGCCCAGAGCUUAUUAGAAAAGACAAAGGUCUCAGAAUGUUUGGGCAGUUAAUUAUGAACAAAACAUUCCUUCUAUUAUUUAUUCGUACUUUAGAAAGCAAUAGAUAUUUUUCAAUGCGCGAUCGUGUUAAUGUAGCUUCUCUUAUUAUGGUUACUCUUCAAAGUAAGAUGGAGUAUUGUACUGAUGUAUUAAAGACAUUAUUAGCGGAGUUAAUAGAAAAGUGUAUGGAAGGAAAGAAUCACCCCAAGUUGUUAUUGAGACGUACCGAGAGCGUCGCGGAAAAGAUGUUGAGCGCUUGGUUCACUUUCCUCCUAUAUAAAUUCCUGCGCGAGUGCGCUGGCGAACCACUGUACCUGUUGUUUAGGUCGAUGAAAGGUCAAGUCGACAAAGGGCCUGUUGACGCGAUUACUUCCGAGGCACGAUAUUCCCUAAGCGAGGAAAAACUCAUCAGGCAGUCCAUAGAUUUCAAACCCAUGACCGUAAGUGUGUCGAUAUCACAACAGACGUUAUUCGUAAGUGGUUUAGAGGCUACUACUGAAAACGUCCAUGUUAAAGUUCUCGACUGUGAUACGAUAAGUCAAGUAAAAGAAAAAUGUUUAGACGCGAUUUACCGUGCAACUCCAUACUCCCAGAGACCAAGUCGUGAUGACCUCGACUUGGAAUGGCGCACGGGCGCCUGCGGUCGUCUUAUCCUCUACGAUGAGGAUAGCACUACUAAAUGUGAAGGCGAAUGGCGCAAGCUCAAUACUCUUAAUCAUUAUCGCGUACCGGAUGGAGCAUGUCUCAGUCUCGUUGCCAAACAAAGUUCCGUAUACAAUUUAUCGAACAUGGAAAAGAACGACAAGUCCCACACUUAUGAAACACUUAAUCGCGGUAAAUAUGGUUCGGCUAGCCCACCAGCCAGUCCCCUUAAAUGUGAACAUGGUGGUGGUUUCAAAUACUGGCAUUUAGUGCGCCACCACGAUGAUGACGCACGCAAAGAGGGAGAGCGUGGCAAUAAAAUGGUCUCGGAAAUAUAUCUCACCCGUCUUCUUGCUACCAAGGGCACUCUGCAAAAGUUCGUCGAUGAUUUAUUCGAGACUAUUUUUAGCACAGCGCACCGUGGUUCGGCGCUUCCUCUCGCUAUAAAGUACAUGUUCGACUUCCUCGACGAUCAGGCAUUGCAGCACACAAUCUCUGAUCCGGAGGUUGUGCACACCUGGAAGAGUAAUUCCCUUCCGCUACGUUUCUGGGUCAAUCUGAUUAAGAAUCCUAACUUCGUCUUUGACGUUCAUAAGUCUAACACUGUAGAUUCUUGCUUGUCAGUGAUUGCGCAAACAUUUAUGGAUUCGUGCUCCACAUCUGACCACAUCCUUGGUAAGGACUCGCCGUCGUCCAAGCUUCUUUACGCGAAAGACAUUCCUGUGUAUAAGGAGUGGGUGGAGCGUUAUUAUGCAGAUAUUAAGUUAAUGCCAGCGAUAUCCGAUCAGGAUAUGAACGCUAUGCUCGCGGAGGAGUCCCGUCUCCACACUAAAGAGUUCAACACGAAUUGUGCGCUGAACGAGCUGUACGCGUAUGCAGAAAGGUACAACGAGCAGCUAACGGUGACCCUCGAGGAGGACGAGUUCUCGCAGAAGCAGCGGCUCGCGUACCGCCUCGAGCAGGUGCACGGGAUGAUGUCCCACGACUAUAACGUGUGA
This is a messenger RNA of Spodoptera littoralis (African cotton leafworm), 5859 nucleotides long. The record is from the annotation of a GenBank genome assembly. NCBI's taxonomy places the organism in Eukaryota, Metazoa, Arthropoda, Insecta, Lepidoptera, Noctuidae.